AUGGGACAGUGGGAAGUUCUAGGAGUUUCCUUCCUUCCUUCCUUCCUUCAUUUAUUCAUUCUUUCUUUCCUUCCUUCCUUCCUUCCUUUCUUCCUGCCUUGCUUGCUUGCUUCCCUCUUUACUUCCUUCAUUCCUUCCUUCCAUCAUUCUAUCCUUCAUUCAUUGCUUCAUUCCUUCCUUCUUUAUUCCUUCCUUCCUUCCUUCCUUCAUUCAUUCAUUAAUUCCUUCCUUCCUUCCUUGUUUCCUUCCUUCCUUCCUUCCUUCAUUCAUUCUUUCUUUCCUUCAUUCCUUCCUUCCAUCAUUAUAUCCUUCAUUCCUUGCUUCCUUCCUUCCUUCAUUCCUUCCUUCUUUAUUCCUUCUUUCCUUCCUUUCUUCAUUCAUUCAUUCAUUCAUUCCUUCAUUAAUUCCUUCCUUCCUUGUUUCCUUCCUUCAUUCAUUCAUUCAUUCUUUCUUUCUUUCUUUCUUUCCAUCCUUCCUUCCUUCCUUCCUUCCUUCCUUCCUUCCUGGCUUACUUGCUUCCUUCCUUCUUUCCUUCCUUCAUUCCUUCCUUCCAUCAUUCUAUCCUUCCUUCCUUCCUUCCUUCCUUCCUUCCUUCCUUCCUUCCUUCCCUCCUUCCUUCCCAAUUCAAAAAGGGACUGUUUAUUCUAA
Messenger RNA from Acanthosepion pharaonis, 648 nucleotides. The record is from the annotation of a GenBank genome assembly. NCBI's taxonomy places the organism in Eukaryota, Metazoa, Mollusca, Cephalopoda, Sepiida, Sepiidae.